This is a messenger RNA of Rasamsonia emersonii CBS 393.64, 1134 nucleotides long. RefSeq lists its product as uncharacterized. Lineage: Eukaryota; Fungi; Ascomycota; Eurotiomycetes; Eurotiales; Trichocomaceae. The record is from RefSeq and is a predicted model, not a curated record. The transcript has 2 exons. The coding region runs from base 1 to 1134 and encodes 377 amino acids.
AUGAAGGCGGCACUCUUCCAGCUCACUUGCCUUGCCGUCCUGGCCACUGCUAUACCACUCCCUGGCACUGGCGAUCUCGACCUCGUGGCCCGCGAAGUCCCGCAGGAGCACUCUCAUCAGAAGAUUCUAACGGCGGUUGCAAAGUCGUUGAACCUGAACAACCCUGCUAAGAUUGUGGAUCCUGUAUUUGCUCUUCUGGGCAAUGCAGCAGCAGCAGCCGGCGCAGGCUCAAUCACCGACCCAGACUGCCUCCAACAAGCCGUCGCCGACCAAGCCUUCACCAACGCCAAAGCACAAGGCGACAUCGAGGGCAUGACGGCAGCGCUGAUCUUCCGCACGCUGGAGCGCAACACGGGCGCGGUGGGCAACAAGAGCGCGCCCUGCACGAGCCUGCAGGCCGUCAACCCGGAGAUCGCGGCGCUGCAGCAGCAUCAGGACCCUGCGUCGGAGGGCGCGGCCGCCCUCAACAAGCAGAUUGCGCUCGAUCUGGCGGUGCAGAUCGCUAAGAUUGGCGGGAACCCGCAGGAUGCGAUUCAGAGUGGAACGUUUGCGCCGGGGCAGAUUGGCGAUCCGACUGCUAGGGGGAAUUCAUGUGACGACCCAAACGACGCAGAGGGAUGCAUCUUCACGCAGAACCUCCUCGUCCCGGACGUGACGGCCGAUGAGAUCAAUGCGGCUGUUGCGUCGGCUGGUAUAGCUGUCAGUGCUGCUGCCACAGCAACAGCUACAGCGACAGCAGCUGCGACAGCAGCAACGACAACAGCAUCAGCCUGUGCAGCCGCAAAUCCGACAACCAGUCCCUCCUCCUCCUCCUCCUCCUCCUCAAACACUACGCCUACAACCAGCACUCUCGACCUAGGCACCUGCAACGGCAGUUCCCCCUUCAUCGUCUUCGGCCCAGGCUUCGACGGACGCAACGAGGACUCGUUUGAGCCUGCCGACGAGACAACGUUCAACCACGGGUCGGCGCUGAACAUCGGCGUCAUCGCCGAUUUCAUCUGCCAGCGGCUGGUCAGUCCGUGCAAUGCGCCGCAGAGCACGAUCGAUGCGUGUAAUGCGGGGACGCAGGCGGCGACGGCGGCUGGGGUGGAGGGACAGGCGGCUGCUGAUGCGUUUAAUGCGAAGUUGGCUUGA